UUUCCUUACUGAUCAGUUGACACUAGCUAGGUAGCGUUAUUUAUUUUUGUUGCCAUAGCUAGCCUAGUCUAGUCGGCUCUAGCUAAGUAAAGAUAACUUCGUUAGCUAACUAAACAUUGUCAUUAGCCACGGUUCCGGUAACUUCACCAGUGUUGCAUUUGUGAUAUAAUUAAAGAUGUAUGCUUUUUUGGCAAUUCAUACAACAACGCUAGCAGUUCAAUUAACUAACGUUAGCUAGCAAUCAAGCUGGGCGAUAACUAAGUUCCUGGACGUGUCGCUAUGUAAAUUAGCUUCAUUGUGUACAAAUGCAACCGAGUACGUCUCGCUACUAGCCAAAGCUGUUGUGUGGUCUGUUUCUGCGUGAAAGUGAAAGUCUUCAAACUGGAGAUGAGACGAUGAACCUGGUGAACAACGAGAGGUCCUAAGGAAUGCGAGUCAAGGAGUCUCCUGGUGGGCUGAUGGUGGAGCAGACUUUCAGAGAUGCAGAGGAGUACACACCGUUGUGUAGUGACACCCUGAGAUUAUCUACUGAAUAGAUGGAUGAAGUCAGGAAUGCAAGUCCAUCUUCAGCGGAGCACCCCGUCUUACCCAAACAGCCUACCCAAAUUAAGGAUCAAGCGGUCUGCUCUGCUAGACAGAGGAGGAGGAAUAAUAAGGCCAGCCAGGAGAGUCUGACUGAGCAUACCGGCACCGGGUCCUCCACAGACUCCCUCCAGAAUGACGGAAUGGCCCGGCCUGUCUUCAGUAGCACUGCCUCUCUCGAGAACGAACACAGCGCUGUGGACGGUCGUCUCUGUGACAGCCCCAGGGAGCAGGAGGUCGGCCCGUCUGGGACCGAGAAGAAGAGCUCUGAUAUCGACAGUCCGCCGUGUCCGUCUCCUGCUGUGGAGCCCUGUCCCGCUUCCACGUCUUUAAGGACAGCUAAUGAGAUUGAUGGGGAUUGUGAGGAUUAUGAUGUAGUGGCCAGAGGGGGUUUGGAGCGCCUGCAUAGGAACCACUGCGACUGCCCGCUUUCAGAGACCAUGGUGUCUGACAACACCUCCCUCAACUCCAUGAAGUCCUCCUUCAGUGUGCUCAACCCUAUUCGACCAAAAGAUGCAAGGAACAGAAGCUUCCUGGAGGGCAGUGUCCUGGGCCACGGUGCAUUGCUUGGGGCGGGCGAGCUCGACCGAUACUUCCCUGAAAGACGAGUCGGAGUCUAUAUCGUCACGUGGAACAUGCAAGGAGCGAAGGAACUUCCAACCAACCUGGAUGACCUUCUGCUCCCCAUGGAUACUGAAGUUGCUCAGGAUAUGUACAUCAUAGGAGUCCAGGAGGGCUGUGCUGACAGGAGGGAAUGGGAUAUACGCCUGCAAGAAGCCCUGGGGCCAUAUUAUGUGAUGUUGUAUGCUGCUGUUCAUGGGGUGCUGUACCUCAGUGUCUUCAUUCGGAGGGAUCUGAUCUGGUUCUGUUCAGAAGUGGAACAAGCUACGGUCACGACACGCAUCAUCUCUCAGAUUAAGACCAAGGGUGCUGUGGGGGUCAGCUUCACCUUCUUCGGCUCGUCCUUCCUCUUCCUCACCUCCCACUUCACCUCUGGGGAUAGUAAAGUGUACGAAAGGAUUCUUGACUACAACAAGAUAAUUGAAGCACUGACUCUUCCCAAAGUCAUUCCAGACACCAACCCUUACCGCUCCGUACUCUCGGAUGUGACGACCCGAUUUGACGAGGUCUUCUGGUUCGGGGACUUCAAUUUCCGCCUGAGUAAGGAGCGGGCAGCAGUGGAGGCCAUCAUUAAGGAGCGCCUGGGGUUAGACAUGAGCCCACUACUGCAGUACGACCAGCUGUCCAAGGAGAUGGGAGAUGGUUCUGUCUUCAAAGGAUUCCAGGAAGCACCCAUUCACUUCCUUCCAACGUAUAAAUUUGACAUCGGCUCGGACGUAUACGAUAGCACGUCCAAGCAGAGAACUCCUUCAUACACAGACCGGAUACUGUACCGUAGCCGACAGAGGGAUGACAUCAAGACGGUUAAGUACACCUCCUGCUCCUCCAUCAAGACAUCGGACCACCGACCUGUAAUUGGUAUAUUCCAGGUCAAACUCCAACCGGGACGGGACAACAUUCCACUGGGGGCUGGUCAGUUCGACAGAGACCUGUAUCUGGAGGGCAUCCGGAGGAGGAUCACCAGGGAGCUGAAGUGGAAGGAGGCCAUGAAGACCCAGAAGACCAGCAGCAUCUGCUCCAUCUCCUGAAUCACGGGCACCAGUCCCAAGUUCUGAGGAACCGCAACAGACAAGAAAGGGCAAGAAAAAGUCUUGGCUUUUUCACUAGGCCUGCAGACUCAGCAGAAUGACUUUUAUACACCAUUCCACAGAAAUCCAAGGAUUCCACGGUUCUGCUUCCAGUGACUUAUUCCACAUUAACCAAAUAAUCUAAAGUAUGUAUAUGCUCUACUUUUGUUUAACCAGCCUAUGGUGAAUAUAUAGGCUGUGUAAGGGAAACCUUGAGCUUUUUAUCCAUUUUGGUUUCAUCAGUAUGAUCAUUCCGUUACAUGGCCUAACUCAAACAGGUUAACAGACGAGCUCUGCUUUACUUGUGCAAUGCCAUUGGACGCUGAGCCCAGACUAACGAUCUGUUGACGUUGAUCUAAGCAGGUGCGCCUUUGUGUAGUUUCAAAUUGAGCAAGGAGUGUUGAUUGAAGAUGAGCCAUUACCAUGUUUCUUGGUUGCCUUAAAAUAUAGCCUUCAGCUGAGAUGCAGCAUAGGGAAGUGUAUUAAAGUCAGCUGACAUCAAUGCCUUUGGAAAACGACCAGAGAAUAUGUAGGAGCGGCUGACUUGUCCUGUAAACACUAAAAAGGUAAAAUUACUGUCUUCUUUAAUUCUUCACUUGGGACCUAUUUAUUGGAGGAAGAAACUGAACAACUUACACGUAUUGCUGAUAACAGCUGAAAUGACAACCAAAAUUCUGGGCAUAGUUGCACUGCAAGCUGACUGAUGUACAUAGAGGCUUUGUUCUGUUAAUAGUACAUGUCAGCAUUUGCUAUUCCUCACUUGUGUGCACAAGCAUUUUGAUUGUCUUUUUCUUUUGCUUUGAAAUGACAACUAUUCCAUCCUUCAAAAUGAAGAUUAACGGUUGCAUAAAAUUUCAUUACAGAGUAUUUUGAGGUUAACACAAUAUCCCAUGUACAGUGCACAUAAACAUGUUUUAUAGAUGGAAUUGUAACAUCUGAAAGUAUGAAUAAAACCUUUAGUUUUAUAAACCGAGUAACUGACA
This is a messenger RNA of Conger conger (European conger), 3253 nucleotides long. It is a transcript of the gene inpp5e, whose product is annotated as inositol polyphosphate-5-phosphatase E. Gene Ontology annotation, biological process: phosphatidylinositol dephosphorylation. NCBI's taxonomy places the organism in Eukaryota, Metazoa, Chordata, Actinopteri, Anguilliformes, Congridae. The coding region runs from base 537 to 2231 and encodes 564 amino acids. Gene Ontology annotation, molecular function: inositol-polyphosphate 5-phosphatase activity. The transcript is spliced from 10 exons. The record is from RefSeq and is a predicted model, not a curated record.